Oreochromis niloticus (Nile tilapia) is the source of this 1599-nucleotide messenger RNA. RefSeq names its product hairy-related 9 (gene hes4). The transcript has 4 exons. Lineage: Eukaryota; Metazoa; Chordata; Actinopteri; Cichliformes; Cichlidae. Gene Ontology annotation, biological process: regulation of DNA-templated transcription. Gene Ontology annotation, molecular function: DNA binding; protein dimerization activity. The record is from RefSeq and is a predicted model, not a curated record. The coding region runs from base 253 to 1128 and encodes 291 amino acids.
CUGCGGCGUGUGUCAGCGACAGAAGUGGAAAGUGGCUCUGAGCGGCGCACCGCACGCACCCGUACUCACAAGACAGUUCAGUGAUAACAAGCGGCACAAGGCAGAGUCGUCCGUGGUACUCGGCUGUCAGGCAUAUAUCUUAUUUUAUAUCCUGCAGUGGCCCCGAGUGACUUUUUUCUCUCCUUUUAUCCGUGAGCUCGCAGUAAGGAUUUACUUUUUCACGCCUUUUUGUUUUACCUGGUUUAAUCAACAAUGCCAGCUGACACUAUGGAAAAGCAGACGGCAUCCCCUAUUGCCGGCGCACCUGCAAACGGAUCACACACACCGGACAAGCCAAAAAAUGCCAGCGAGCACAGAAAAUCUUCGAAGCCGAUCAUGGAAAAACGCAGGAGAGCAAGAAUUAACGAAAGCCUGGGACAGCUCAAGACACUCAUCCUGGACGCGCUUAAAAAAGAUAGCUCCAGACACUCCAAGCUGGAAAAAGCAGACAUCCUGGAGAUGACAGUGAAGCACUUGAGGAACCUGCAGCGCGUACAGAUGAGCGCAGCGCUCUCAGCUGACGCCACGGUCCUGAGCAAAUACAGAGCCGGAUUCAACGAAUGCAUGAACGAGGUCACCCGCUUUCUCUCCACCUCAGAGGGGGUGAACUCUGAGGUGAGGUCGAGGCUCCUCAACCAUUUAUCCAACUGCUUGAGCCAGAUGAUGUCUAUGAACUACCCGCAGCAGUCCCCGUCUCAGCAGGCACACCUGGCCCAGCCCCUGCAUGUGCAACUUCCAUCCACUCUGCCCAUCAGCGGGGCCGCAAUGGGCCCCAAGCUCAGUCCCGCUGAGGCCGUGUCCCCCAAGGUCUUUGGUGGGUUCCAGCUGGUGCCCGCAACAGAUGGACAGUUUGCUUUUUUGAUCCCCAACCCGGCCUUUACCUCCACCACUGCCCCUGUCAUCCCCCUUUACGCAAACGCAGGAGUGCCUGUUGCGGUUAACGCCAGCCCGGUGCACGGCAGCUCAGCACCCACUGCAGCAUCUCCUGUUCAUGGCAUGACGUCCUUCUCCGGAGGGUCCCAGGCGGUCAGCCCUGUGGGGGUCAGCACCGGCUCCGAGAGCAGCGAGCCUGUGUGGCGGCCGUGGUAGCUUAAAGGGACCAGAGACUGCACUUCAAACCAGUUCGCAUUACUUUUUCAAUUUAGACUUUUAAGUGACUGCACACAACGUUACGGGGGUUGAACCUGUGACUUUUCCGCUAUGGGAUGGUAACUCUAACCACUUAAUACCCCCUCCCACUAGUUCAUGUUGUUUCGUUUUAUGGAACAGGUGCUGCCUCAAAUGGCGCAUGUUUUUAUAAAUAUAUCUAUAUAUAUAAUUUAUUGUUGAUUCCAACAUUUGGAUGUCCGUGGUAAACAUGCAGAUGGAAGAUUUAUAGGAUUUUCUUUCUUUCUUUGUUUUUUUGUUAUGAUGAAGUACUUUUUAUGAAAAGGUUUAGUUUUGUAUAGCGGUGUCAUUGAUUGUUAUACCAAAGCUGUGUUUUAUAUUCUUUGUUGUUUUGUGUUUGGAAAGAAGUUGGGUGUUGACCCACUGUUUUAAUAAAUGAGGUUUCAGAAAUUA